AUGAGGUCUUCCGGCACCGAAAUUAGUUGUAAUCGACCGCGUGCAGCUGAGAUUCCAGAAACCACGCGUGCUGCUAUUAUUUAUACCCUUGAACUUGGUGAAAAGCCUACCCGAAUUGCCAAAGACCUGAAGGUUUCGCGCCAGACUAUCUAUAAUCCCAAAAAGCACAUCCAAAACCACUAG
Messenger RNA from Penicillium arizonense, 183 nucleotides. RefSeq lists its product as uncharacterized. Lineage: Eukaryota; Fungi; Ascomycota; Eurotiomycetes; Eurotiales; Aspergillaceae. Bases 1 to 183 code for a protein of 60 amino acids. The transcript is spliced from 2 exons. The record is from RefSeq and is a predicted model, not a curated record.